Messenger RNA from Choloepus didactylus (southern two-toed sloth), 1959 nucleotides. It is a transcript of the gene UTF1, whose product is annotated as undifferentiated embryonic cell transcription factor 1. NCBI's taxonomy places the organism in Eukaryota, Metazoa, Chordata, Mammalia, Pilosa, Megalonychidae. The record is from RefSeq and is a predicted model, not a curated record.
AUGCUGCUCCGGCCCCGGCGGCCGCCCCCUCUGGCGCCCCCCGCGCCGCCGUCGCCGGCCAGCCCGGAGCCGGAGCCGCGCCCGCCGAGGGCGCCCUGGGGACCCCCGCCCAAUGGGCCCGCCUCGCCCGGCGCGCUGGCGGCGCCCUUGUCUCCGGUGUCCCCCGGCUCGGCACAGCGCGCGCCCUGGAGCGCCCGGGAGACGGAGCUGCUGCUGGACACGCUUCUGCAGCCGGCCGUGUGGCGCUCGCUGCUGCUCGAACGCCGCCAGGCGCUGCCCACCUACCGCCGCGUGUCGGCCGCGCUGGCCCGCCAGCAGGUGCGGGCACGCCCGCGCAAGUGCCGCCGCCGCUACAAGUUCCUCAAGGACAAACUGCGCGACGCGCACGGCCAGGGCCCGGGGCCUUUCGACGCGCAGAUCCAGGAGCUCAUGCGGCUGCUGGGCGACCACGGGCGCCGGCGGGGCCGCCGCCGCUCCCCCGGGACCGGGCGCCCCCAGCGCGGCCGCCGCCCGGCCUCGGCCUCCGCCCGCACCCCCACCCCCACCCCCACCGUCGACGAACCAGACGCUUGUCCGCUGCCGACCGCCCGUGACCCCGACGCGGAAACCACUUGGAUGCUGCGAUUCAGCCCGUCCCCGCCGAUGCCUGCGGGCGCCUCCCGCGUCUCCGGCUCCCCGCCGCCGCCAACCUCGCCUCGGCGGCCGCCCCCCCCCCUCACCCCUGGCUGGGGGGACGCAGACCCUCCGCCGGGUCUCCCCGGGGAUCGCGCGCCCCCCCAGGCCGCGCCCCCGUCGCUGAGCGACUCCCUUUUGGAAGCCCUGGGGCACCUGGGCGACCUCACGGCCAUCCUGGGCCCGCUGCGCGACCAGCUGCUGACGCUGAACCAGCACAUCGAGCAGCUGCGCGGCUCCUUCGACCAGACCGUGACCCUGGCCGUGGGCUUCCUGGUGGGCAGCGCCGCCGCCGAGCGAGGCGUCCUGCCGGGCCCACGGCCGUGCUAUCGUUCCCCAGGCCCUGCCCGCCGGAGCCCCAUCAGCACCAGCUCAGCGAUGUUCCCCGAGUCCUACUUGAGCCUGAUGCAGUGCAAAGGUAUUUGGCUGAACUCGGCCUGCAACACGUUGGCCUCUUUGGGGGCCUGGGAGCACCCAGGGGAGAAGAGCCAAUGGCAUAACUGGUGGCUCCUGGAGCACUGGAGGUCCCCAUUUUACAAAUUAGGGGACCCAUUCAGAGACUUAAGAAGUGUGCCGCAGGCCAAGCAGCGCCCGCCCCACCCCGCGCCCACCUGCAACUCCCAGUUCUGCACUGGGAACGCCCAGUCCCUGAGGGUUCACCGGAUGGGGGUUGGAAUCGCAGUCCCCUCCCCACACCCUUCUCUGACAAAAUGGUGCACUGGGACCUGGCUGGACCGGGGGCUCACCGAGCUGAACCCAGUCACCAGCAGUGCGUGGCCCACGGGUGGCCGGCAGCAGCUCCCAGGGCAGUGGGGCCUCAGCAGGUCCUGGGGGGCCUGGGUCAGAAAGAACUGGACCUGCCUGAUCGCCUCCUUUAGUGCCAGCCCCUUCCCCCACGACAGCGUCCUCUGCGCUCUCCACGCUGCCCAGAAGCCGGUUGUGGUGUGUCAGCGUGCAAACACACACACACCCCAGCGGGUCCACCCGGACCCUGUCCCUGUGCAGCACGCCGAGGCCCACAUGGCCACACUCACACGCCACGUCCAGGGCGUCCAGCCACUCGGGUCACCGUGGGCCCUGGAUGCCAUCCCUUGCUGGAAUGUUCCGCCUGCCCUUCUCCAGUUCCACGGGCCCAAGCUCAGGGCUGUUCUCCGAAGCCGCUGCAGGGCCCCUCCGUCCCUGGGCUUCAGCUCCUCCUGGUCCUGUCCCCUCUCCCUGCGGCGAGACAAGGCUGCCCUUCCAGGAGCCCCUGGUCCAGGGCUGUCACUUCUGGACGGCUUCAUCUAG